Molecule: messenger RNA, 836 nt
Organism: Saimiri boliviensis boliviensis (Bolivian squirrel monkey)
Lineage: Eukaryota; Metazoa; Chordata; Mammalia; Primates; Cebidae
Gene: DCTPP1
Product: dCTP pyrophosphatase 1
Biological process (GO): DNA protection; dCTP catabolic process
Cellular component (GO): cytosol
Molecular function (GO): dCTP diphosphatase activity
Source: RefSeq, a predicted model, not a curated record
AACUUCCGUGAUUGGUCGGAGCUCUGGAGGCGGGGCUUCGAGCGUGGCGCGUGGGUUUUCGGUGCUGUCGCGGCUGCAGCGGGUGGGCGGCAUGUCUGCGGCCGGUGGGGAGACUCCUGGGGAGACUCCUGGGGACACGGGGGGAGAGGGCACUACUGCUGCGGGUCGGUUCAGCUUCAGCCCGGAGCCCACGCUCGAGGACAUCCGCCGCCUCCAUGCUGAGUUUGCUGCUGAACGAGACUGGGAACAGUUCCAUCAGCCUCGGAACCUCCUCCUGGCCUUGGUCGGGGAAGUGGGGGAGCUGGCAGAACUCUUUCAGUGGAAAACCGAUGGGGAGCCUGGCCCCCAAGGCUGGUCCUCCAGGGAACGGGCUGCCCUUCAAGAGGAGCUUAGUGACGUCCUCAUCUACCUGGUGGCAUUAGCAGCCCGCUGCCAUGUGGAUCUGCCCCAAGCAGUGCUCUCCAAAAUGGACAUCAACCGGCGACGCUACCCAGUCCAUCUGGCCCGCAGCUCUUCCCGCAAGUAUACAGAAUUGCCCCACGGGACCAUCUCUGAAGACCAGGCUAUGGCGCCCGCGGACCUUCCCUGUGACUCCACGGGCCAGGCCUCAACCUAGAAAGAUGGCCAUAGGACUUCAACUCAGGGUGGUGUCUGAGGAACAUAGGGUGGCUUGGCCCUGGAGCCUUUUUCUAGUCUUUUCCGAAUAGAUCAUGGGCCUGAAGCCUCCACUUCCUGAGGUCUGAAGCUCAGCAGCCUCUAGAAGGUUGCCUCCUGAUGUUUGCUCUCCCAGUAAAGUGGUUUUUUUUUUUUUGAGACGGAGUUUCGCUCUUAUUACC